AAAGCUUUUAUAUGUUUCCACAAUAGUAUUUAUUUAUUUUCUUCUUUUCUUAUUAUGAUAAUAAUUCAAUUUUUUCCCGAUCCAAAAAAAAAAAAAAAUUCAAUUUUAUUGCACACUCGAUACAAUCGGAGCACAUGGGGCCAAAUUAUAAAUUGUUGAACAUUUGGGGGCUGAAGCGGCAUUUCCCCAUUAUCACAUUCCUCCACGUUUCUGAUUCUGCUCCAUUACAAAUCGGAGCUGACGAGCGAUUUUUUCCGGCUAUGGCGUUUCUCGGCCACCGCCGCCCACUCAUCUCACUCCCUUCUCUUCGCUCUCCCAAAACCAGCCAUGCUGUUCUAAUUUCUUGCUUCUCUAGCCGAUCGAAUUCUGUAGAAGCAGUUCAGUUGAAGACUUCAAGCAAAGAGUAUUCGCCCGGGAUGAUUGAUGAUGUCUUUUUGAACGUUUUUCGCAGUAAAAUGGCUCAGGAGAUUGGUUGGGACUCUGAGAAACCUGGAUAUGAUGGAUUGAUUGAUGUUGCUCAUCGGAUAAUGGUUGGGCGAUCCAACUCUGAAGCUACAGAUGCCGCGGUGCGGAUAUUAAGAUCGUUGUUUCCUCCAUGGCUAUUGGAGCUCUACAAAACGCUUGUUUCGCCUAUUGCUGGGGGGAAAGUCGCCUCUGUGAUGGUUGCAAGAGUGACUGCACUUUCGUGUCAAUGGCUCAUGGGAACGUGUACUGUCAACUCUGUCGAGAUGCCCGAUGGAUCUUCGUGGCCUAGUGGGGUCUACGUCGAGAAAUGCAAGUAUUUGGAGGAGAGCAAGUGCGUUGGUGUGUGCAUCAAUACUUGUAAGCUCCCUACACAGACCUUCUUCAAGGAUUGCAUGGGAGUUCCUUUAGUGAUGGAGCCCAACUUCAACGAUUAUAGCUGUCAGUUCAAAUUUGGGAUGAAACCUCCUCCACCAGAAGAUGAUACUGCACUCAAAGAGCCAUGCCUUCAAAUAUGCCCUAAAGCUAUUCGACGGAAGGAGAUCAACAGCGCCAGCACCCCCAGCGACGUUUCAAAAUGUCCUAAGGCGUAGUAGACUCCGACUACCUCAUAAUAUAUAUCAUGCAAACUAACGCAGAUAUACAAUUCAACAUAUAUACUUUACUAUAUCAAAUGAAAUUCAUCAUCAUUCAACA
Salvia miltiorrhiza (redroot sage) is the source of this 1158-nucleotide messenger RNA. RefSeq names its product beta-carotene isomerase D27, chloroplastic. The transcript has 8 exons. The record is from RefSeq and is a predicted model, not a curated record. Gene Ontology annotation, molecular function: iron ion binding. NCBI's taxonomy places the organism in Eukaryota, Viridiplantae, Streptophyta, Magnoliopsida, Lamiales, Lamiaceae. The coding region runs from base 135 to 1055 and encodes 306 amino acids.